Setaria italica (foxtail millet) is the source of this 1207-nucleotide messenger RNA. RefSeq lists its product as uncharacterized. The transcript has 3 exons. The record is from RefSeq and is a predicted model, not a curated record. The coding region runs from base 70 to 1032 and encodes 320 amino acids. NCBI's taxonomy places the organism in Eukaryota, Viridiplantae, Streptophyta, Magnoliopsida, Poales, Poaceae.
GCAUGUACGCCGUAGCAGUGGACUUGUACACAUCCCACGCUCUCUGCGGCAUUUCGCCGAGCACCCGCCAUGCACUCCCUUCGGCGCGCCCUUCGCCUCCCCGCCCCUUCCACCUACCCCGCCGCCGCCGCCGCCUCCUCCUGCCUCCGCGCUUUCUCCUCCCACCGCCGCGCGCCGCCGCCGCCGCCCCGUUCCGCGGCCACCGGCGACGACGAGUGGAACGACGCGUGGGAGACCGCAUGGCUUCCGGGCGACUCCCCCGCCUCCUCCCCAGCGCCCGCCGCGCCGUGGGAGUCCCCCACCUCGGCCUCGGCGCCCGCCGUCCCGGCCGUCUCCGCCGAGGUGGACCCGGACACGAAGGCCUUCGUGGCGGACAUGGACGAGCGCUGGGCCGAGCGCCGCGCCGCGUCGAGGCGGGGCCCGCCGACGCGCGUCCCUCGCGCGGCGGAAGGCGGGGAGGGCGGCACCGCGGCGAAGAAGAAGGCGCGGGCGGACGAGUACAGGACCAGGAAGCAGCGCGUGCACGCCGCGCUGUGGGUGAAGGAGAUCGAGAAGAUGGAGGAGGCGCGCCUCGGCGGCGGAGGCGUCGGCGCUGACGACAUCGACCGGCUCCUCGACUCGUGCUCUGAUAUCUUUGAUUCCGGCAAUGCUGAUUUUGGUGAUUCCAAGAUCCCAAGCACUACUGAGAUCAAAACCAAGCCUGACGGUUGGGAAACUACCACAAGAGGUCAGGAUGGCAAUAUAUGGGAGAUCUCACAGCGAGAAGAGGACAUUCUUCUCCAGGAAUUCGAAAGGAGAAUGGCUUUCAGUAAACAGCAGAUUGCUAGCUUCAUCAAAACCCACAUUUUCAGUCGGAGGCGUCCUAUCGAUGGCUGGAAGUACAUGAUUGAAGAGAUUGGCCCAAACGCAAGAAAAGGAAAGGGGAGCGUCCAAAGGCUACCAAGUGUGACUGAUCCUGCAACCCAGUCAUACAUAGAAGACACUCCUGCGAUUGCCUCAAAUUCCUCCUUCAGAGGAAAUCGGCCACAGUGAUAUGCAGUAAAAUCACCCCCUUGCCUAAUUUCAUUGGUAUAGUGCAAACAAGCUUGGGCUUUUUUUUUUAAUCUUAAAAUGUAUGGUGGAUAAUUCCUUGUUGAUAGCUGAGAACAGGCUGAAUGUGAUCCUUUCCAAUUAACCAGCAAUCGAAGCGUCUAAGCUUAUAACUCUA